Molecule: messenger RNA, 8802 nt
Organism: Nilaparvata lugens (brown planthopper)
Lineage: Eukaryota; Metazoa; Arthropoda; Insecta; Hemiptera; Delphacidae
Gene: tefu
Product: serine-protein kinase ATM
Exons: 55
Coding region: 156-8720 (2854 amino acids)
Biological process (GO): DNA repair
Molecular function (GO): protein binding; protein serine/threonine kinase activity
Source: RefSeq, a predicted model, not a curated record
GUUUGAUAAAAAUGUGUAUUGAGUAUUGUGUAUUGUGUACUGCCUUGAUUAACAUUUCGCGCUAUAAGUUUCAAGUUAUAUUUAAUAAUGUUAUAAAUGAUUCUGGAAUGGAGUGUUAAUUUUUCGUGUCCUAGGUGAAAAUUUGGUGAACCAUCAUGGAGAUGAUAGAAAGAAAUUUGGAGGACUUCAUCAACAACAUAGACUCUUCAAAAGUAUUGGAAAGAAAGAAAAGAGUAACACAAUUACGUGAACAGUUGCAAGAUGACAGCGCCAUUGAAUUACUGAAUAAAAACAGCCUGUUGGAAAAGAGGAAUGUAACCUGGAAUACAUUAUUUCUUGCUAGUCAUAAAGCUUUGAAACUGGAAACGGAACGGAUUGUGCUGGAUCAACGCAAGAAAGGAAACAAAAUAACCGGUGCAAUGGGGAACGAUAGUCUAAGUUUUACAUCACUUGUUCUUGCUGUUGCUACGAAAGCCAAUUCAGGGCAAAUUCCGAUGCUCUCAAGUCGUGAUGUCUUGUGUACUGUAUUGAAGGUACUUGAAAUAAAAAACUCCAGGAUCCUUUUUGGAAAUUUGUACAUUCAAAUCCUUCGGAGAUUCAUUCUACCAAUUCCCCUUUAUUGGGGUGAGAUAGCACCAGAAAGUUGGGUUGAGUUGUUUGACAUGUUUCUACAUUUGCACGAUAAGCCACCCCCUGGCUGUACAAAGGAUGUGAUUAUUGGUAUACUAGCUUUAAUUAUACAGAAUGGAUCUAGACACUCGCAUCUUUCUCUAUCAGUUAAAAAUAAAUUUUCGGAAGUAGUCUCAUUAGUAAGGAGUAGUGAUUUAGACAGCUUUAAAUCUCAUGAGAAUUCAUUGCGCCUUUCUCUCGCGGUUUGUAAAACGCUGAACAAUGAUAGUCGAAAAGCCAUAUGCAGGUUUGGAGAAGAGAAUCUGGAUUACUUUCUCAAUAUGUAUGAGAAUCGACCCAAUGAUAUAUCUGACAAGAAGAGUUUGCUGUUUGAAGUUGUCGACCUGCAGGUGAAAGCACAUCACCCAAAAGGAGCUGAACAAAGCAAUAUCUCAUCGUUCGCUUGUGACUGGGCUGUUUGGAAGCAACGGCUAAGCGCUAUACAUUGUCUAGUUGAGAAGGAACUGCAAAAUCUGAAAUGGAGUCGUCAGCAAAACAAUAAUUAUAAUGUCGAGAAAACUUUCAUUUCUUUAGCUGUUGAUGUAUUCAAACAGGUGUAUGGAGAAGGAGGACUAUUGGGUGAUGAGGAAACGUUGAACAUAACCCUGGCCACCACAUCUGCCAAUGACACUUUGGAGCGGCAGCCGAAGCGGCAGUGUGUCCACACCAAUGUCACUGCUCUGCUGGCAGAAUUGGCCUCCUAUAAGAAGCCUAUUGAAAUGUGUCCAUGGUUGAUUAUUUUGACUGAAUUUACUUUGAAGUAUCCUGAAGUAGUUCGAAACAAAUUUGAUGUGCCAUCAGUGCUUGAAUUUCUAUCCAAGCAGAUGAGCACUCAAAAAGAUACUGUUAUUCUCAGUCUUUUAUCAAGAUUGUGUAUUGCCAUGCUGAAAUUGGAAAACUUGGUUGAACUUCUUAAGAAUCAGACCAGCAAAAAGUCAUUACUGUGGAGGAGUAUUAUGGAAAUGUCACUAAGAUCAUUUGAGUUGAAUAGAAAUGAUGAAAAUAUAAAUAAUUUAGUCAACGAAUUUGUAAAAUUGGAUAUUGAUGUAGCUACACGAUUAGUAAACUUGUACAAUAUGAGAACAAUGCGACUGACUAAACUUACUGUAAAUAUGCUAGUAGACGUAUGUCGAUGCAUUGGCAUGCACGACAUCCUAGGUGAAGAGAACUGUAGGUUAGUCCUCAAUUGGCUUAUAGCCGAUAAAGAAGAUAUUUUUGUGAGAGAAUGGGAGCGCAAGAUCAAGCAACUGCCUGCUGAUGGACUGGCCGCUGCUUCCGUUGCUCUUGUGCUGAAAAGCAAGUUUCUGGCCAAAGACUGUGAUAAUAUAACAAACGAGACUGACUUUACCAUGGAACAAAUAUACAUCACAAAUUCAUUUCAGUGUAACAGUUUGUUAAAAAACAAGAUCGAUAGUAGAAUUGUUGAUCAAAACCAUCAUGCACCUACUUGGUCGAAAUCCAGUAUUUCUCACCUAUUGGAACGAAUUUCCAAAGAGAAUGUCCAUUUAUUAGAAAUUAAAACACAUGAGAAUGUGCCACUUUGCUUCAUCUUAGUGCACCAAUGCUUGUAUCUGAUGGAAGUGGCCAAUUUGAUGCAUAUCUAUCAAUGUCCUGCUGGAUAUGAUUUAAAAAGUGACAUUGUAAGGAUAUUGGAAAGGCUAGAAGUGGAAAUCAAGAUGAUAUUUCUAGAAUCUGAAGAAAGGGAAGAAUCUUUCUUUGUUGAAUUCCUAGAUUAUAUUGAACAAUUUUCGAAGAUUUUCAACAGAUCCGUAGCAAAUGUCGCGGAAGAAGUGUAUACUCACAAUAUUUUCCAAGUCAUCAUUAAAUCCCUCUGGUCGGUUGUGAAGUCGCUAGAAGGAUCUGUUCAAGUGAGUACUGACAAGCCGUGGAAUAUGCAGUCCUUACCAGAAGAACAACAAAUUCAAGUGAAAGCAUUUCGGAUUAUGAUUGAACUUCUGUGCCCUCUACCAAAAACAAGUAUAGAACCAAACUACGACCAUAUAAGAGACUUGAUCAAUGAACUGUCCGGACUCAAUAUGAGAGUGCCUUAUGUUUUGCAAAUGAAUUUGAUUGUCCUAGAGAGAAUGAAUGCAAUUUGCAAAAAUGGAUCCAAUGUGAGAAUUAUUGAGAUGAUGCUUUACAGAAUACAAGCUGUUUGCAAAGUUUGGAGCAAGGUAUCACAAAUCACAGCUCUACUCUUGCAGUAUAUAAAAGAUCUAGCUCUGGUUGUUAAUCCACAUGAGGAGAUGAAAAAACUGGUUGUUUUUAUCAAAGCCAUAUACAAGCAGAUCAGUCUGAAAAAGUUUGGCAGUGAAGCUACCUGCUGCUUUGUGAGAAUGCUGGAAAAUAUUGUCAAGGUUGAUUGUACUGGGAACUCUCCUACCUUGAUGAUUAAUGUGGAUGAUUUAGGAACUAUUCCUGUUGCAUCUCUUACUCUUACAUUUUUGAAGAGCCCGUUUCAUUUGGUUAGGAUGGCAGCAGCAAAUAUAAUGUCCAAUUUUUUUUGUAUUCAACCUGAAUUGACGAAGGAAAAGAAAAGAUAUUUCGACGAUUCUUUCAAGAGAUUGGUCUCCAACAUCAAAGAGUGCUUCAUAAUUGAUAAAAACAUAUCUGAAGAUGAGAUAGUGGAUGAAGGAGUGAACCGAACUGUCAGCUCUCUAUUUGCCUUGGCCAAUGUGAUGAUAGCCAAAGAAGGCUGCUAUCAAUUCGACGCUCUCAAAACUCUUGUUUUUUUCAUGCAUGAGAAAAAUCUCGACUUAGAUCUGGUGAAAAGUGUUGUGGCACUAGUUGGAAAAACUCUUAAAAUGAAAAAUUCUUUACAACUGAUGGAGUAUUAUAUCAUACCGUUGCUUUGGGAGUUCCUGGGUGAUCAUAGUUUGAAGGAUUUUCCAUGGAACAUGUUGGAUUGUGAGAGUGAAAAACAUUUCUUUGAUACUUACUUCGAGGUGAUCACACCUGUAUUACUGGUGAAGAAUGACAUGGAAGGCCUUGAUUUGGUAUCAACCAAAUUGAGCGAAUCAAGAUCAAAUCUAUUGCAGGCAAGCUUUUGCGGUAUUGUUUCAUUCAUCCUCCCUCUCCUAGUAAGUGAGACGGCAGGAAGCAAACAUCUUUACAGCUUCAUCCAGCAAGAAAUAGGUGAAGAAUCUUUCAACAAAUUGCUAUCCACAGAGCUUGUCGACAUUCUCAUUCAUGUUUCCAAGAUGUUGUAUGAUCCUGAGAAUUUGUCUACCAUGUUUUCAAUAUCUGUUUUGAGUUUACCCGAACCUCAUGAAAUUUGCAGUGCUCCACAAGCAUCGGUAACAAAAGUCUUCCACUUUAUCCAGAAUCUCAUUUGUCCUGAACAAAUGCCGUUUCUAACUUUUUUGACAAGAUUAGAUCCAAGUUCUAUCCAGAAAGUUGUUCUUGAGCUCUUCAGUGACAUCAGCAACAGCUUUAAUCUCCACAGUCGACUUGUUGCUCUACAUCGUUACGUGGUCGCUUGUGACGUAAUCUGUGCGGACAUGGAUUCAGUGGAAGAGAUGCGGCCUUUUCUAGCCUACACAGUCACUCACAAUCUGCUGCAUUUGGUAUCAAGCAGUGAGCAGGAAGACACCGUCAUACUAUCAGCACUGAUGUACUUGGAUCCUUUCAUCUCACGUUGUCUCAUUCUAGCUCCCAAUGCUAUCAAUUCGUUUCUCGGUUAUAUUAUCACCAGUCUAGUUCUGUUGGCUAAAAAUAAAACUGCCCAAGUCCGUUCUAAAGCUGUAUCAAUUCUGGAAAUUUUGAUCAUAGAAAAUUCUGGAAUCACUGGAGAGUAUGUAAAAAAACUAGAUCCAUUGCCGAAUGAUGAAAUAUUCGCUUCAAUUUUGGAAAGCUAUGAGAAUAAACAUUCUGUACACCAGGACUUCCCUCUUAUUAUUGAUAUAAAACAUUUUUUAAGAGCAGGCCAAUUACAAACUGAUGAAAGCUGCCGUCUUGAGGGAUUGAAAUACUUGAAAAAACAGCUAUUGACGAAGAAGGCAGAAUUGAAGGAUUUAUACAGCGAUCUGCAUAAGACUACUAGUUCUGGAGAAAGUGCUCUGCAUUCGUUAAUCUGUAUGCUGAUACAAUUGACAUCAAGCUCCGAAACACAGGUUGUAACUGAAGCGGCACGAUGUCUGGGUGAACUGGGUCCAGGAGACCUGGGCACAUUCGUCCUUCAGGCUGAGAGCAACGAGUCGAGUGACACCAUAGGCAUGCUCUGUCACAAAAUGAUGCGCAAUCUGCUCGAGCUGAUGGUCGACUCCAAAGUGUCCAUCAUUCAAGCAGCCAACCAGGCUAUGCAUGCCUUUGUCGUAACCGAUACUGGAUUCAAAAUUGUUGUAGGUGAAGAGGAUGAUCAGAAGAACAUUCUGCUCCCGUUUUGGAAGUCGGUGAAUGAAGUUACUCCAGACGUUGUGAUCUCUGAUGAAUUUGUGAAUCGAAGAUUGCUGGUCAGAGCAAUAAAAUGUAUUUGGCCCACUGAUUCACUACUUUCGCAUGAGGAAUGGAUUGUAAAAAUCUCUAACCUUAUGCUGCAAUCAUUCAAACCACAAUCUUAUCUUAAUUAUUUAUCUUCUGUCUGUGAGUUCAAGAUUCCUUUUGCUGAGUUCGUCCUACAGUACAUCACUUGUCUGGCAUUUCUAUCAGAAGAUGAAGAUGAUCCAAUUGUUAUUCUUGCCAUUGCAGAAAAUGUGAAGAAGUUUUUGGAACACCACUCCAACUUGAAUGAUGAUAAAACUUGUGUUGAUAAAGCUAAUGAAAGCAGUUUAUUCUGCAAUCGAGCUUCGGUACGUUGUGUGGUUGUCCUAGCUUCCAUCAUACACCAUUAUGUGUCCAGCAAAAACGGAUUCUUCGAAAAGUACAACAUAGAAUUGGAUUAUCUAUUACUGGCGAAGGCGGCGCAAUUCUGUUCAGCUUAUUUCACCUCACUUUUCUUUGCUGAACUUUGGUUUUAUAAAAAAUAUGGCUGUGAAAGAAAUGAUACAUUCUUGAAACAAAGCAGCUCAGGCCUUGCCUUCUUAUCACAAGAAAAUCUUGAUGAAAGAGGAGUUUUGCAGAAAGUCUUAUUUGAAGCUUACAAGAGGAUAGGGGAGCCUGACGCCGUGUACGGCUGUGGCCCAGAGGAGCUGAUGGAGACUAGUGCCUUGAUAGAGAACUAUCAGUUGGAAAACAAAUGGGACAGAAUAGUGGAGACUCUAGACAUGGAACUCUCUCAAAACAACUUGACUGAUCCUUCAGAUUUGGCGGUGGCGCUGAGUCAGUGCGGCCUGCACCAGCUGAGCAGUGUCUACUCGAGGUCGGUGGUUGGCCAGAGUCGGCAGCUGACCGACGUGCAGUACGAGUGUGGCUGGAGGCUCGCCCAGUGGACUUUGCCCGAGUGCCACCAUGUCUCCACCUCCUACCAGGGUCUACUUCACAACGCGCUGAAAGCCGUGCACUACAACGACUCGCCGACUGCGGCCAGUGCGAUCGAGGCGGCUCGCCACCUUGUCGUGUCGCACCUCAAGCACGAGAGCCUCGAAGCGUCGCAAAACGUCUACAAGCCACUCGCUCAACUGCAGGCGCUGCUCGAAAUUGAAGAAUUCGAAAAGAAAGAAAGACUGGUGGAUAACGUGUGCUGUUGGCAGAAUCAGGAUGCAAUCGGCUGGAACGAUUUCAAGUAUGUCGAGCCGAUUUUCGCUCAACGAAGAUUGAUGGCUCGCAAGAUCAGUGAUAUUUACUGUGCUCAGGUAUGCCUGACAGGUGCCCGUGUAGCUUUAUCGGAGAGCUAUUGGUCGGCGGCAGCUGGCAGCCUCAAGUUUGCAUCCAAUAUGGCGCCACAGCUCACCGCCAGCACCCAGCUGAGAAUGCAGCUCGACUUGGCAAAACUGUCGUGGGCGAGAGGUGAUUGCAAAGUGGGGAGGAAUCUGUUGAAAGGAUUAUUGAAUCACUUGAAGGACUCAUCCAGCAGCGAUGACACCAGUUUGUUGUCUGAAGCUCUGCGAACUUAUGGUACUUGGAUGGCAGAUACAAAAUUUGAGAAAGGAAGGGAUAUCAUACAAAACUAUUUCAAACCAGCUCUAGAAGCUGCUUCAAAUUGGGACAGUGAAGAUAGAAUAGCAGCUAUGAGCUGCCUUGCCAGGUAUUCUGAUCUUGAAUAUCAGGCUGUUUCUAAGUACACAAAAUCCAUAGAGUUUCAGAAGAGGAUAGAAAAAGCUCGAAAAGCCGAGAUAGAUGCUAAUCAAUUGAUAUCUGUUGCCAAGAGAGCUUCGAUCCUUCUGAAAAAUCAAAGUAUUUUCGAUGAAACUGAAAUAGCUACAAUAAAAAAGAAUCAAGAGGAGAAUCUUUUCUACUCGAUUGAGUUUUAUUGCAAAUGUCUACUAGUGGGAGAAGCUGAAGAUCAUAGAAUGUUCAGAGUCAUCUCAUUAUGGUUGGAGAACAAAAAUAACGAUAGGUUAACCGAAAUCAUGGACCAGUUCAUCACAAAAAUCGCUCUCUACAAGCUUCUGUCUGUUCUUCCGCAAUUGGCAGCUCAUAUCACCGUCCACAACAAUAAGUUCUCUAAAAUGCUUCUCAAUCUCUUUGAGAGAUGUGCAAUUGAACAUCCUCACCAUGUUAUUCCUUUGAUACUAUCUUUGGAAAACUCUUACUCCGGUACAAAAGAAGCUGAAGAUCCUAACAGGAAGAAUGAGCCAAGAGUAGCAGCAGCUAGAAUUAUUCUGAAACGAAUUUUGGAAAAUUCAUCCACCAAUGAAAUAGUGACAGGCAUGAAGAAACUAUCCAAUGCUUAUAUCCAGCUUGCAUACAUCCAACACGAAAAAAAGAAAUUGGGAAAAUUCAAAAUUGCCCAAAGCGCUCCUAUAAUGCAGUGCAAGAACUUAACAAAAGUACUGAUGACUUCAAUGACCAUACCUUAUAAUAAAAAUGGAAAAUAUGACAAUAUAGUCGGAAUCUACAAAUUCAAAGAUUCUUAUGAAUUUGUCGGCGGAGUUAAUGCGCCGAAAAAGUUGGAAUGUACAGGAACUGAUGGCAUUGAAAGGAAACAACUUGUCAAGCUCGAUGAUGAAAUUCGCCAAGAUGCAGUGAUGCAGCAAGUUUUCUCCAUUGUUAAUUCUCUUCUUCAAAAGAAGAAACAAACCAGACAGCGAAAACUCUACAUAAAAACUUACAAGGUUGUGCCGAUGACACAGAGGAGUGGAGUGAUAGAGUGGUGCGACAACACAACACCCCUGGCGCAGUAUCUGAUUGGUCGAGGAGACAACUCGGGGGCCCACCAACGGCUCAGGCCUAACGAUUUGCGUCCUGAGCUAUGCAAACAGAUGCUGAAUCAGGUUUCCAGCAAAUCGAAAGAUACCAAAUUGCGAGUAUUCAAUGAAAUCUGCGAUGGUAUUCAGCCAGUCAUGCACAACUACUUCAUCGAGAACUUCUCCACACCUGGAGAUUGGUUCGAAAAACGAUUGGCCUACAUACACAGUGUUGCUUGUUCAUCAAUGACUGGUUAUAUCUUGGGAAUUGGAGACAGACAUUUCACCAACAUACUGAUUGAUAAUAAAACGGCUGAAGUUAUACACAUCGAUUUUGGUAUUGCGUUCGAUAUGGGAAGAAAUCUUCCAAUGCCCGAGCCAAUUCCAUUCCGACUAUCCAGAGACAUUGUUGAUGGAAUGGGCAUUCUAGGAGUGGAAGGAGUUUUCAGAAGGUGCUGUGAAGAAACUAUGGCUGUGCUUAGAGAAUCUCAAGAGACCCUGAUAACAGUUCUUGAGGUGCUUUUGUAUGAUCCUUUGUAUACCUGGACUAUAUUACCUAAAAAGACUGUCGCUCAACAAAUGAAAUCCAUUAGCUCAAAAACAUCACAAUCUCCUGACGAGCUACCACAAAGUUCCAUGGGGCAAAUUCAGGAAAUAAAUGAAUGGGCAGAGCGUGUUCUGUUUCGUCUCAAACAAAAACUUCAAGGAACUGAAGGAAAUGGCGCUGAAUCAGCUAGUAUUGAAGGCCAAGUUCAGUGGCUCAUUCAAGAAGCUCGUGAUCCGUUCAAUUUGUGUCAAAUAUAUCACGGUUGGCAAGCUUAUUUGUGAUAUCUGAAUAACUGCAUUACUUUUUAAUCAUUUUUGUAUUUCUGUACUGUUUUUUAUUUUUAAUAAAUGACUCAAACAAUAA